Molecule: messenger RNA, 2499 nt
Organism: Orbicella faveolata
Lineage: Eukaryota; Metazoa; Cnidaria; Anthozoa; Scleractinia; Merulinidae
Source: RefSeq, a predicted model, not a curated record
ACAAUCUGUUUUGAUUUUCUUUGUUCGGCGGCGAGGUGAGAAAUCAUCGGUAAUCAAUGGUGUUGUUAUACUCACCAUCGCUGUGUGCAAAAAGAGACAUCGGCUAUGCGCGGAGUUGAGAGUUUUCUCAUGUUCGGUCUCUUUGUUAAUUAACUCUAUUGUAUUCAAAACUUGCCCGAUAUUUCCUUUACUCAUACUCGGUUGUUCAAGUUAACAUUACUUAACGUUUCAAUGAAAAAUAUCACUCUGUUUAAUAUAAGAGUGUUUUAUAAUUCUCAUCAAAAUAGGUCCAGAAUAUUCAACUCUCGCCCACGUUUGCAGUUCAUUUCGCGUGUAUAGCCGGACAAACUCGUGAGGCGCAAACUUUUGUGCCCACUGUUUUUGUCGGGUGAGACGUAGAAAAGUGAGAAAUCUGAAAUCUGAAAGGGUUUGUUUAGUGCCGUUCAUUUCGCGAAAUUCUAUGAACAUCAUCGCAGCUGGUUUUAGUAGUAGUAACAAUCUUUUAUUAGGAAGCUCCAUCACUAAAAGUGGUUUACAUAGAGGUCCUAAUACUAGAUAUAUACUAUAUAAUGAUACAAUUAAAAUCUGUAAAUUAGAGCUAAAACCGAAAUUUUUUAGACGUUUAACUGUGCCACCUUCUUUUAAAAGUCUCUGAGACACUGUUAAAUGAACCGUCGGUUCAUAUCACACUGGUUCAUGGCAGACGUGAAUGAGUGAAAUUUGCAUGUGAAAGCAAAAUUCAGUUGGUGUAAAAAAAUUUCCGGACCCUGACUAUAAAAAUAUAUCAGAUCAGAAACAAACAUCUACCCAGUGAGGAAAAAAAAGUUGUAAAUAUCCCUUACCCCACAAAAUUUCCCCCAAUAUCCCGUCUCCCAAAAACCCCUAAUAUAAUGGGGUCCCAAUGGGGGAGUGCCACAUUCGCGAAGGCCUGGAUGCUAAUGACGUCAUUGAUGGCGCCAAACGUGAGCGCACAUUGGCGCUGGUUGUCAGUUGUCAGUACUUGACGAGUGUGCAUGUGAGAAAAUCCGGGAAGCACCAGAGAAAUACUUCUACCAUGAACAGAGAACUUACGUAUUACUACCAAGGAGACAAUAGCUCAACGACAAGAAACCGGCUGUUCAGUCAUUCGGAGGAGCGUGAUAACGAUAGUAACAACAACAAUAAGGAAUCUGAAAAGACUGCAGUCUGCAACUGCAACAGGAUGCCUGACACCAUUCACUGCAAGUUUUGUGGGCAGUCAUUUGUUGGCAGGAAACAAAUUUCCUGUCAACUGCACAAGAACACUAUCCAUCUGAUGGAUUUUAUGUUUUGCAUCUUUUGCAAAAGAAGACUAUGAGGAGAACUUUAUGGAAAAAAUAUUGAUAGUUGCUAGUUCUCGGAGAACAAGGAAAAACUGUGAAUGUGAUAAUUUUUGGCAAUUUUUCUUCUGAGCUUAAUGAAGUCACUUUAUAUGUAUUUUUCACACACCCCUUCAAUUGUGAUUGUAGAAUGGCAGUAAGAAAACUGGAGUUUAUUAUGCAGUCAGGUGUGCUUGAAAAUCAUUGACAUCAGUGGUUUCAUUAAAGGCCAGGCACUGGGCAAACAGACCUUUUAGCAUGGGCAGUUUGUUGCCCCAUUUCAGACCAUGUGAUGUACUCUUGAGAAUUCUUGCUUUCAAGUUUUCAAAUAGUUGCGUGACUACGAAUGAAUAAUUUAUAGAUGGGUUAAAGACAAAAUUCUCUGAGAAUAUCACAUGAUCAGUAAUAGGAAAACAAACCACCCAAGCUAAAAAGGUCUUUUGACCAGCUGUGAGGAUGAUCUUGUCCACCAGGUUUGACCAUCUAGGGAAAGUUCUUGUAAAGAAGUUCAAAUCAAAAGUUUUGCCCAUCUGUGAAAAGCAGUUGCCACCUGCUUGAAGCGUUAAUGAAACCGCUGCUGACACGGCAUAUUUUAUGAAAUUAAUGCUGUGACAUGUUUGGUAGACUUGGAUGGAGUUUCCUUGGCCAUUCAAUUGAAGAAAGUGACAGUGGUAGCGAAUGAAAUUGCAGGGAAUAAGUCAUUUGGAUUUUUCCAGCUGUAAGGGUUAAGUGUCUCCUUACUGGUCAUCACAAGUGUGCUUGUGUUGGUUUUGAGAGUUUUGAGAUAAUUAUUAUAUUAAUAAAAUUGUCCAACACAUGCACAGCAGUUAUUUUUUGUAAUCAAGAAAAUUUAUUCAGAAAGUUAUGUUUCUCUAUUGUGUCCAGAAAAGAUAUUACAGAGUUUUAGAGACAGAUGAAAAUUUGAUCGAAAAUAAUAUUAAUUUUGUAAUGCAUGUUAAGUUGUGUUCAUCACCGCAAAUUAAUCAUUGCUGAUUAUCAUUGCUUGCAUAUGACUAGUCUUGAGUCUUCGUUGCAUGAUUUGGCUGGGCAAGACUAGCAUAAAGUUGGAAAAGUUUAAGUGUAUUUAAGAAUUAAAUACUAUUACUAAUAGAGCAGUUUUCAAUUGAGUGUCGUAAAACCAAACCAAUUACCAACCAAUUAG